Messenger RNA from Phyllopteryx taeniolatus (common seadragon), 1565 nucleotides. It is a transcript of the gene cfl1, whose product is annotated as cofilin 1. Gene Ontology annotation, molecular function: actin filament binding. NCBI's taxonomy places the organism in Eukaryota, Metazoa, Chordata, Actinopteri, Syngnathiformes, Syngnathidae. Gene Ontology annotation, cellular component: cytoplasm; actin cytoskeleton; actin cortical patch. Bases 157 to 660 code for a protein of 167 amino acids. The record is from RefSeq and is a predicted model, not a curated record. The transcript is spliced from 4 exons. Gene Ontology annotation, biological process: actin filament fragmentation; cell motility; actin filament severing.
CGCUCGUGCACGUCGCUCACGCUUUCAGGCUCGCGCACGGCCGCGCGUUCACGCCGCGUAUCCAGAGCGAGCGAGAGCAAGUCUUCAUCAUCAUCAUCCCCAUCAGAGCUCCAUUCAAUUUCUGGCCAGACGCUGACCAACUUACGAGCUACAACAAUGGCCUCUGGUGUGAAAGUCACGGACGAAGUGAUCGCAGUCUUCAAUGACAUGAAGGUGCGCAAGGCCCAGGCCAACGAGGAGGAGAAGCGGAGGAGGAAGAAGGCCAUCCUCUUCUGCAUGAGCAAGGACCUGAAGAACAUCGUGCUGGACGAUGGCAAGGAGAUCCUGCUGGGCGACCUGGGCACCACUGUGCAGGACCCCUACCAGCACUUCGUCAAGAUGCUGCCGCCCGACGACUGCCGCUACGCCCUCUACGACGCCACCUACGAGACCAAAGAGACCAAGAAGGAGGACCUGGUCUUCAUCUUUUGGGCUCCUGAUGGUGCCUCCCUCAAGAGCAAGAUGAUCUAUGCCAGCUCAAAAGAUGCCAUCAAGAGAAAGUUUGAAGGUAUCAAGCACGAGUGGCAGGUGAACGGUUUGGAAGACCUGAAAGAUCGGCACACCUUGGCAGAAAAACUGGGCGGUGGUUCGGUAGUCAGCCUGGAGGGAUGCCCUAUAUAAAUAAAUAUUGCCCCGCACCCUGACCCCAGCCCCCUCACCAAAUCCCCUCCCCUUCUUUCUGGCUUCAUUGGAGGCCUUUCAGACGCAUCUAUCGGGUUUAGCUGUUUGUUCCAGUGUGUUUUGGAGAAGGGUAAAACAAAAUAAAAAAAGCAAAAGAAAAAUAAGAACCAGCAGUUUGUGGGACUAUCAGGUCGGCUGGCAUAUUGUGGGAGUGGGAGGGGGUGCCAGUGGCAGUAAACAAAAGGUGAUAAUUCCAAAAUACAAACUGUCAUUCCAGUUAAAGUAUAUGAACACACAAAGGUGAAAAUGUAAAGAUAGAAUUGAUUGAAGGAUGAUGUGAUGACUUAAAGAUAUGGGGAGUGUGUAACAUUUUGAAUGGGACACAACAAAUGUUAGAUUUCCAACCAUUCUCGCUUUUUAUUUCAACUACUUUUUUUUUUUUUGCCAAACUUGUAGUUAAGUUUUGUAACUGUAGUUGAAAUCAGGCUUAGUGUAAACUAAUUCACUCUGAAUUGCACAAGACGUAUCAAACAUUCUCUUGGGGAACAUGGUUUAAUAUUAUUUAAUAUUUUUUCUGUUUUGAACAUGCAAAAUUCCAAAAUUAAGUGGUUCCUGUAGUUUUAUUUUUUUAACUUCCUGUUCUGACAAAGGCAUUUGAAUUCACACUUUCCUCUUACCCUUUUUUUUUUUUUUUUUUUUUUUUUUUUUUUUUUUUUGUCUUGUCAAACCAGACCUCCUCAUUGGGAAAGAAAAAAAAAAUGUUGGCGUUAUGAAGGUCUUGAUGGAGAGUGACGUGUAAAUGAAACACCAGUCGGAGUUGAGACUGAAUAUUGAAUGGUGGCUGUUUUGUAUCGUCUCCUAUCUCUAAUUAAAAAAAAAUAAAAAAAUAAAAAGCACUAAACUAC